AUGUCUCCCCUCUCGGUACCCAAGAUCUUCAUGGCUGGCGGCGCCGUCGGCUUCGGCUACUACCUAUACAUGCGCCAAUACUGGUUCCCGAACCCCUACAAGACACAGGGUGUGCAGAACAUUGAAGACCGCUUCUCUGCUGGUGGAGGCCACCCCACACACACGCCUGCCCAGGCAAGCAUGCGAGGCUCAUCAUCAGACAACGAGGGCAGGAAAGAGGGUGGCAGCAACAAAGGGCCCGACUCGGAGCAUUUCAAGGGCAACCACUCGUCCCAGCAGAGCGACGGCGUCUGGCCGGCCAAGUUCUACGAGCAGCAGCUCAACAACCCCAAGGGCAAAUAA
This is a messenger RNA of Ascochyta rabiei, 342 nucleotides long. RefSeq lists its product as uncharacterized. The record is from RefSeq and is a predicted model, not a curated record. Lineage: Eukaryota; Fungi; Ascomycota; Dothideomycetes; Pleosporales; Didymellaceae. Bases 1 to 342 code for a protein of 113 amino acids. The transcript has 3 exons.